ACUUAGCGCCGAAGCUCCGUUUAUUUGUUCUCUGAAUCGAUGACCAUUCCUCGUCUCAAUCUGUUGGUGCGAACUGUCCGAAGCUCCGUUUGUUUGUUUGUCCUCUGAAUCGAUGACCAUUCCUCGUCUCAAUCUGUUGGUGCGAACUGUCCGAAGCUCCGUUUGUUUGUCCUCUGAAUCGAUGACCAUUCCUCGUCUCAAUUUGUUGAUUAAUUGCUUGGAGACGUACUGGACAUAGCUAGCUUCCAACACCGUGCCAUGUGAUCUUUGCAGGCUCAGUACAGAGAUGAUGUCAAGUAUGAAGAGGACUUCAUUGUGAACUCGCGAGGCAACAGGCUGUUCACCUGCAGAUGGACGCCCAAGAAACUACAGACAAAAGCUUUGAUCUUCAUCUGCCAUGGAUAUGGAUCGGAGUGCAGCAUAUCGAUGGGAGACACCGCCGUGCGAUUGGUGCAUGCCGGCUACGCCGUUUACGGGAUAGACCAAGUGGGGCAUGGCAAAUCUUCUGGCUCCAAGGGUUACAUUUCGAGCUUCAGCGACAUCGUCAAAGACUGUUCCGAUUAUUUCAAGAGCAUUUGCGAGAAGCCAGAGAACAAGAUGAAGAAGAGGUUCCUCUACGGCAUGUCCAUGGGAGGCACCGUGGUGCUUCAGCUCCACAGGAAGGAUCCUACCUACUGGCACGGUGCCGUGUUGCUUGCUCCCAUGUGCAAGCUAGCCGAUGGCAUACGACCUCAUCCGGUCGUGGUCGGGGCUUUGAAGAUGAUCUGCACCGUCGUGCCUAGCUGGAGAGUGGUCCCAGCUCCAGACAUGCUGGACCAAGUCUGUAAAGAUCCCCAGUUCAAGAAAGAGAUCCGUUCCAACCCGUACAUGUACAAAGGGAGAAUGGCGCUGCAGACAGGCCAUGAACUCCUGGCGGCUAGCCUGGACAUCGAGAAGAACCUGCAGGAGGUCACUUUGCCCUUCUUGGUCCUGCACGGGACCGACGACGUGGUGGCGGAUCCUUCCGGGAGCAGGCUGCUCCACGAGCGGGCGUCCAGCAGGGACAAGACCUUCAAGCUCUACCCAGGGAUGUACCACGUGCUCAUGGCCGAGCCGCCGGCCGACGUCGACCGGGUCUUCGCCGACGUCAUGUCGUGGCUGGACCAGAGGGCCGGCGGCGCCGCCAACACCUGUAAUUGAAACUGGACAGAAGUGCAGGACGCAGAGAGGUUGUGGGUACUGUACAUCAGAUGAAAUCAAAGCGUUCUUUAUUAUUACUCAGAAAAUUCUUUAUUUUUAUAGUGCUAAAAAAGAAAAGAAAAGAUGGGCGAAACUUGUCACUGGAAGCUGAUUAGAGUUGCUGGUGCUAAUUAAACCGGAGGUGUUGUGCUCGUAGCGUGGGUGGUGUGCAUUCGCUAACCAACAACCUGCGGAGGAGUAGAAAUUAGAGAUGGCAGUUGGAUGAUGGAUGCUUCAAUCUGACGAAAAGUCGUUCGCUAGCUCCGAGAGGGACGUCUUGCCAAUUUAGCAAUGCCGAUUUGUAGAUCCAAAUCAGAAGGCGCAUACGUGCGUAGGUUGGAGAACGAUUUUGAAUAAAUAAUGCAGCCGCCUGAGUGCA
Molecule: messenger RNA, 1597 nt
Organism: Brachypodium distachyon (stiff brome)
Lineage: Eukaryota; Viridiplantae; Streptophyta; Magnoliopsida; Poales; Poaceae
Product: caffeoylshikimate esterase
Exons: 9
Coding region: 427-1179 (250 amino acids)
Cellular component (GO): membrane
Molecular function (GO): lipase activity
Source: RefSeq, a predicted model, not a curated record